AUGCCGAAGAAAGUCAACGAUGGCGACGUCGCCGCUGCUCCUGCAGCUGAGCACGCUGACCAAAUAGACACCAUCACUCCUGUUAAAGAAACCGAUAAAGCAGCGUUGUUCCUCAAGCAAAUGUCCGUAACGGGACCUAUAAUCUUCACACCCGAGGAAGAAAAAGCCGUUCUCCGAAAGAUAGACUGGAGAAUCCUGCCCCUCAUCCUCAUAGCAUAUUUCUUCCAGCAACUCGACAAGUCCACUCUUUCGUAUUCCUCUGUUUUCGACAUCACCACCGACGCCAAUCUCCACGGAACGCAGUUCUCAUGGCUUGGUUCGUCUCUAUACCUCGCCCAGCUUGUCGCCCAGCCUCUUGCUGCCCUGACUCUUGUCAAAUUGCCUACCGGAAAGGUCAUUGCUGGUGCUAUCUUCCUCUGGGGUUCGUCUCUUUGCAUCAUGAGUGCUUGCACGACUUUCAAGACGCUCCUGGUUAUGCGAUUGUUUUUGGGGACUUUUGAGUCUCUUAUUGCUCCCUCUCUUAUUGCUGUUACGCAGAUGUGGUGGAAGAGAAAUGAACAGACUCUGCGAACAUCUUACUGGAGCGGUAUGAACGGAUUGACAUUCAUCAUCGGCAGUCUCUUCACGUUCGGGCUUGGUCACAUCCAGAGCAGCGCUCUCUUCUCCUACCAGGCAAGGAUAUCCAGAGAAACAAAGACUUCCCACUCCACUGAAUCCAAGAUUAUCUUCCUCUUCUGCGGUCUUCUUACCGUCGCCUACUCAAUCCCCGUUUACUUCCUCAUGCCCGACUCCCCGAUGGAAGCCAAGUUCCUCAGCGAUAGAGAAAAGGUCGUCACUAUCGAAAGACUCCGAUCAAAUCAAAUGGGUAUUGUUUCCCGGCAGUGGAAGUGGGAACAUGUGAAGGAAUCCAUUCUUGAUCUCAAGACCUGGUGUUGGUUCUUCCUCGUCAUCACUAUUUCCAUCCCCAGUGGUGGUAUCAGCACUUUCGGAUCACUCAUCGUCAAAUCCUUUGGCUACAACAAGUUCCAGACCAUCCUCUUCAACAUACCCUUCGGAGCAGUCCAGAUGUGCGCCAUUAUUGGGUCCGGCUGGCUCGCCACCAGACUCGGGCGUAAGGGUCCUAUCAUUAUGCUUCUUUGCAUUACUCCCAUCAUCUCUGUCUACCCCGGAAUCACGCCUCUGAUCUUUGCUUGGGAGGCCCAAAAUACCGCUGGCGAUACCAAGAGAAAGGUCACGACUGGUGUCAUGUUCGUUGGCCUAUGCACUGGCAACGUGAUUGGACCUCUCCUCUACAGUACUGACCAAGCUCCCCUUUACCGCAAAGGCCUUAUUUCCAACUUGUGCAUGUUUAUCCUUGUCAUAAUUCUUACGGCUAUCGUCACCCUCUAUCUGUUUUUCCUCAACAAAUCUCACGCCCGCAGGCGCUUAGCUCUUGGCAAGUCUGAGGUUAUUGUCGAUCGGUCCAUGCUUCAGACUUCUGCUGCCGCUGAGCUCGAGAGCAAUGAAGAAAUGGUAGCACAUGAUCAUGACUUUGAGGACAUGACAGACCUUAAGAAUGAGGAUUUUAUCUUUGUGGUUACGUUCGCUGCGCAUCGGAAAGAUGUCUGUCGUUAUCAUCGAAAGUUUGCUAAGGCAUGUCAUCGUGAAUAUCCUGAGGGACUUCCCUACGAACAACAAUAUGCUCUUGCUGUUCAAACUUUGAGGGACGUGCAAACAGCUGUAGUUGAGGCCAUCUCAUCAAUGCCCAAUCUUGAAACCCUCAUCUGGAAGGAUGAGUAUUCUCUGCAAAAGAGCUUAUUCGAGAUAAUAGUGCGAUGCUCGGCGCGGCACAUGGAGCUGGACGGGGAAGUGAUUGGUGACGCGUGGUCUUUGGCGCCACCUUUGACGCCCUUGACUUGGCCGCUCCGGUCGCUCAAGCUCAACGUUAGUUUGGCAAAGGACGGAUGGAAGAGGAGUAAACUGAAAGGUGAGUCGCGAACGCAGGCGAUAACGGUGUUUUUCUCAACCUUGUUCCGUCUCUGCUCGUCUACCCUUGAGUCUCUGUCGUGGAGUGAUUCGGAAGGCAUCGAGGAUGAUGACGUCCUCGUCUCGGUUGGGGAGACAGCCAUGAUAUUUUCUCGUCUGAAAUACCUGAGGCUACAAUGUAUCAAGCUCGACAGCGUCGCUACUUCGUCUUUUCUCGGGGCGCCUCGCAAAUCUCUUGAGUUGGACGAAACAGUACUACCUAGCCCCUCGAUCUCUAACUGCGAGCCUCUACGAGAUCUUGAAGACUUUACGUUCAUCUCGAAGCUCACUGGAUUGUGCAAACUGUAUCUCCAGGAGACCCUGGGAGGGACCAAGUACCUGGAUGAUAUCGUUCUCCCUACACUCAACAGCUACGACUUUGGUAGCCUCGCGUCGUUGCAUCUAGCGUGGGGGGAAACUCAAAUCCCCGACAAGUCCCUCCAAAUGAUCUCGCGACUUGUUUCUCUCGAACAACUGAGUCUCAGUGCUGGAAGACCCUGCGAAUGGCAAUACUACUGGGAUGUAGAUCAUGACCAGAUCCGUCACCACCUCAGCCCGCUCCAAAGACUUGCCAAGCUAGCAUUCUCCCACGAUGCGUAUCCUUCCUUUGAUGGUACCCUCCCGUCAGUAUUCUACUACCCCUGUCGCGUACUGCCCAAGUCUGUGGAGGAAGCAAACACUAGGUCCGAGCUCGAUUGGGAGGGGGAAGAAGUUGAUAUCCGGGUGGAACUCAUGACGAGAUGGGAGAGGGCGCAUCGAAACCGUAUGCUUGAUCAAGCAGGGGAGUACGCCAAUAUCUUCCCGAAGCUUGAGUGGAUGUUUUGUGGGCAAUGA
Messenger RNA from Fusarium verticillioides 7600, 2838 nucleotides. RefSeq lists its product as hypothetical. The coding region runs from base 1 to 2838 and encodes 945 amino acids. Lineage: Eukaryota; Fungi; Ascomycota; Sordariomycetes; Hypocreales; Nectriaceae. The record is from RefSeq and is a predicted model, not a curated record. Gene Ontology annotation, molecular function: transmembrane transporter activity. The transcript is spliced from 7 exons. Gene Ontology annotation, cellular component: membrane. Gene Ontology annotation, biological process: transmembrane transport.